UAUAUUGUGGUGAUGAUGAUUGAGAUGUGAGUGGCAAAAGCGGCGUACAUGGUGUCGCUAUAAUAGCACGCCUGACUCUUCGCUAAUACGUUCCUUCCAACCCCAAUCACUCAAUCACCGUCCUUAGUCGUUGCUUCUUCCACCCCCACCACUCAUAACCCGACACGUGUUCCACCACACUUUCCUCCUCUUCUUGCUAUGUCUCUGCACCAAAACUCAGUGUUCUGAUGCUGAGCCAAAACCGAAGCACCAUGGACAUGAUUCCUGGGAAGAUCCGAAAACGAGGCUGUUCCUCCUCCGCCUCCUCCUCUUCCUCCGUGCUCCACAACUACCGCUUCAAGAGGACUAUUCUCGUCGGAAAGCGGGGCGGAUCUAGUACGCCCGUGCCCACGUGGAAGCUCAUGAGCUCGAGAUCUCCGCUCCGGGCAUUGGCCUCCCCCAAAUACCCGCCGUCGCAGACGGCUAACAAGUCCCUCCAAGCUCCGGUCUCCGCCAGGAAGCUCGCCGCCACGCUCUGGGAGAUGAACGAGAUUCCUUCGCCCAGCGUCAGGUCCAAGAAGGAACUCAGAACCAGAGAAAGAGUUCCCAGGUCCAUGCGUUCUGGUUCUUUGCCUCCCCAUUUGUCCGAUCCAUCACACAGUCCUGUGUCCGAGAGAAUGGAUCGAUCUGGAACCGGAAGUCGCCAAAAAAGAACUCCGUCUAUUUCUCACAGGGCUAGGAUCACUGAACACCAUGUUGGUCCUUUGGAUUCUCUUAGCAAUGCCAGUCUCAUGGAGAUUGAAACUAGAUCCCGAGCACAGACCCCUGCUUCAUCUGCUGUUGGAGUUAAAGGACGUUUAAAAGAUGUUAGUAAUGCUUUAACGACAUCCAAAGAGCUACUUAAAAUUAUAAACCGGAUGUGGGGUCAUGAAGAUCGUCCUUCAUCUAGUAUGUCUCUUAUCUCAGCUCUGCAUACUGAGCUGGAGAGGGCUCGCCUACAGGUCAAUCAACUUAUCCAGGAACAACGCUCAGAUCAGAAUGAGAUAAAUUAUUUGAUGAAGUGUUUUGCUGAAGAAAAGGCUGCUUGGAAAAACAAGGAGCAAGAAAUUGUUGAGGUUGCAAUUGAAUCUAUUGCUGGGGAACUCGAUGUAGAGAGGAAACUCAGGAGACAAUUAGAAAGCUUGAACAAGAAGCUUGGGAGAGAACUGGCUGACACUAAAGCUUCCCUUCUUAAGGUGGUGAAAGAGCUUGAAAGUGAGAAGAGAGCAAGAGAAAUUAUUGAGCAAGUAUGUGAUGAGUUAGCAAGAGAUGCUGAUGAAGAUAAGUCUGAGAUUGAGAAACAAAAGAGAGUGUCUACAAAAGUUUGUGAAGAGGUAGAGAAAGAAAAGGAAAUAAUGCAGUUGACCGAUAGGUUACGUGAGGAGAGAGCUCAAAAGAAACUCUCUGAUGCAAAAUAUCAGCUUGAGGAAAAGAAUGCAGCUGUUGAUAAGCUAAGGAAUCAACUUGAAGUUUUUCUUGGAGGCAAACAAGUUAGAGAAAAGAGUCGCAGUUCCACUCACUUGAAUGAUGAAGAAAUUGCUGCCUAUCUCAGCAGAAGCCGAUUAGGUUCCCAUCUCGUUGAAGAUAAAGAAGAUGAUGGAGGAGAGGUUGACAAUGGAGUAGAAUGCGAGGAGGAAUCUGCUGAAAGUGAUCUGCAUUCUAUAGAGUUAAAUAUGGACAACAACAAGAGUUAUAAGUGGACCUACCCUCCUGAAAGCAGAUUUGAUACAAGAAGAUAUCCAAUUGAGGAAGAAGUGAAAGGUAGUAGGAGGUCUACCUCUGGGAAAACUUCAAGGAAAAGCACAUCUCUGCAAAGGAGUAUAUCAGAUGGAAUGGAAUGGGGAGUCCAAGCUGAUAAGCUUCAAAAUUCAGGAGAUGGGAUAGAUUGGGAAAGCUUUUAUGAACUGGAAAAGCAAGCUCAAGGAAAAGGUUACGGGGAUGAAAUGCAAGGCUAUAAAUCAGUGAAAGGUCUUAGGGAUCAGAUAUUGGCUGGUUCUAGGCUUGCAUCUUAUAGAGGUUAUGCCAGUCCAACUAGACAAUUUUCCCAGCCUUGGUCAUCACGAGAUCUCACAAAUAACUUCCAGGAAAGACCUGCUACAGCACAGGGCAAUGGUCUAAAAUCAAGGUUAGGGGAAGCCAGGGGUGAGGGCCAGAAUCUAAGGAAGUCAAAAAGGUGAGUUAAAGCUCAUAACUUUUGCCACAAUGCUUUGGUUGUGAAGGCCAUACCCGUUUGCUUCUGCUACCAUGAUGGCUGGUAAAAAUGCAGGACAGAGAUUCUCAUAGAUCCGCUUACCAUUAGGUGAAAGCUGAAGGAAGCUUUCCUCCUUUCAAGUUUUUAUCUUUUUGAUAGCCCAUGGCUGCUGAAGUUGCAGCAAUCGCUGCUUAAAUUGUCGUUUGACUUUAUGUGUAGGUAUGAUCGUGUUUGUAGAGUUCAGAACAUGUUAUAUAAGUAUAGCGAGUUUUUGUUUUCUCCUCUAACAUAUGCUCAAGGUGAUGAAAGAACAUUUUGUAUUUUCUCCUUUCUGUAUCUAAGGAUACUAUCACUUUGUCUCCCACAAGGUGUUUUAAAGA
Messenger RNA from Glycine soja, 2589 nucleotides. RefSeq lists its product as uncharacterized. The transcript has 3 exons. NCBI's taxonomy places the organism in Eukaryota, Viridiplantae, Streptophyta, Magnoliopsida, Fabales, Fabaceae. The record is from RefSeq and is a predicted model, not a curated record. The coding region runs from base 228 to 2195 and encodes 655 amino acids.